AUGAGUCAUGCGCCAUCUCCGUUCGUUGGUUUGCUGGAUGUAAGACCUUCCCAGCCCUCGGAACCUGGGCUGUCCAGGGACCCAGUUCCGCAGCAUGACAUGCGGAAAAGCGAAGAUGCAGCCAGACAUGAAGCAAAUGAUGCUCAAGAAGGUCAAGGUGUGUCGGCUGCCUUCCAGUCGCUUCUGGAUCAAAUCUCACAACAACACCGAGCAGAAAUCCUGGACCUAGAGAAGCAAAUAAGCAGUUUGCAAGGGAUGCUGGUCCAGCUGAACACAGGUACCACUGAGAAGUUUGAAGAGCCGCUCAUGGUAUCUGAUGGUGCUUGGCAGGCGACAGUCCAAAUGAAGAGUGCUGGCAAUACUGAGGGAGGCUCGCACUGCACAAGGUUGCGGAAACAGCACCAAGGCAAACGAGAGAUGCAGGCUUCUCAACUUCUGGAUGCCUUGAACGAAAGGAUGGAGAGUGACAGUGCAGAUGGCUCGUUUCAAGGUGAUCCCUUGAACCCUGACGCGAUAUCCGACAACGGCUCAAAUGAUGCGCAGACUUCGUCCGAUAGAUGGAAAAUGCGGCUGCAGUCAACGGCGUUCGAAGUCAGCAUAGCUGCGACACUUUGUUUGAAUGUUAUGUGGAUGGCGGUCGAACUGCAAAUCUACGGGUCCAUGGUUGGGCAUUCUUUGGGGAUUGUCGCCCAUCCCUUGGUGCAGGAGGAUCACAGAGCCUCAGUGGACAAGGUCUUCAUGCUGGGCGACAUCCUUUUUACCUCCUUUUUUGCCCUGGAGGUCGGCUUGCGCAUGGUCGUGUUCAGGCUGGACUUUUGGAAGGUGUGGAGCAACUACAUAGACGCGGCAGUGAGUGUGGCUUCGGCUGUACAAGUUGCUUUAUUCUAUAUGCAGACGUUGCCAGUCAACUUAGCCUUGUUGCGCCUGCUGCGGAUUGGCAAGCUGGCACGUCCUAUUCGCAUGAUAACUAUGUCAAGCGUAAUGGCGUCCCUGCAGUUGUUAAUCAAAUGUGUCGCAGGCAGCGUGAACAUGUUGUUCUGGAGCAUGUGCCUACUCUUCUUCUUGCAAUGUGUCGCCGGGAUGAUUGUGAGCACGAUAUGUCGGGACUACAUUGAGAGCCCAGCGCAUUCCCCCGAGCUUCGACAGGAGGUCUUCCAGUACUUUGGCACUUUCUCAAGGACUAUGCUGACAAUGUUUGAAAUACUAUUCGCGAAUUGGGGGCCACCAGCUAGGGUUCUUGUCGAAGACGUCAGCGAGUGGUUUUCGGUGUUCUUUCUUCUGUACCGCUGCGUAUUUUGUUUCUCUAUUCUGAACGUGGUGAAUGCUGUUUUUGUGCAGCAGACAUUGAAGACUGCGAACUCUGACGAAGAAAUCGCUUUCAAGCAGAAAGAACGGGAGUUGGCCGUUUAUGGCAGACGCGUCAAGACUCUGUUUCAGACGGUGGAUGAGUCGGGCGAUGGGUCCAUAAGCUAUGAUGAGUUUUCCAAGUUGGUCCAGUCCCCGAAGCUGAAGUUUUGGAUGAGCCAACUAGAGCUGGAGUAUCAUGAUUUGUUGUCGCUCUUCGAAUUCUUGGAUAAUGGCGACGGCAAUAUCACUCUCACAGAGUUUAUUGAGGGCGCACAACGUCUCAAAGGCAAUGCCAAGGCCUUAGAUAUCUGGCGCAUAGAGACCAAGCUCGAAGUCCUCGUCCAGGAGGUCCUGCAUGCAUUAUCAGGUGAGCAAGUCGCCUCGGUUCAGAAUGUCUUUGACAAUUCAUCGUUCAAGCGAAUUCAGACGACGAGAGUGGGCAGGGGAUCAGGGUAUUGA
Molecule: messenger RNA, 1806 nt
Organism: Symbiodinium sp. CCMP2456
Lineage: Eukaryota; Dinophyceae; Suessiales; Symbiodiniaceae
Source: the annotation of a GenBank genome assembly